AACUAAUACGAAAUAAUACGUACGGCGUUCAGUGUUCUCAAUAUUACAACAAAGUGCGGUUUCGGGUGGCUUUAACACGUUCAGACGGUUCAGUGAUUGAGGAUAUUCUUGUUUGCUUUGUUGUGGAAGAUGGCAGGAAAGGGAGACGGAGAGGGUGAGGGAAACAUCCUCAAGUUGGAGAAUCAAAUUGCCGUCAUCAAGUAUGUGCUGAUAUUUACGAAUAUCUUGUCAUGGAUGACUGGUGCGUGCAUUUUCGCUCUGUGCUUGUGGUUGAGAUUUGAACCUGGCAUUCAAGAAUGGCUCCAAAAAUUGAACGCAGAAGUUUUCUACAGUGGGGUCUACGUCUUGAUUUUCGCCGCUCUACUGGUUAUGAUUGUCUCCUUCCUGGGUUGUAUAAGUGCCCUUCAAGAAGCUGCAUUCACCAUAUUCAUUGUAAGUAAAACGCUGAUUUCACUCUUAGACGAGAUGUCUUUUAUUCAUAAUAAUUGAAAGCACCAAAAUAUAUAGUUUCAUGAUUCAUUGUAAAAAAAAUGAAAAAGUUCACCAAGAGAU
Molecule: messenger RNA, 552 nt
Organism: Leptinotarsa decemlineata (Colorado potato beetle)
Lineage: Eukaryota; Metazoa; Arthropoda; Insecta; Coleoptera; Chrysomelidae
Gene: Tsp2A
Product: Tetraspanin 2A
Cellular component (GO): plasma membrane
Source: RefSeq, a predicted model, not a curated record